ACCCCUUUCCCGUUUUGUGAAAAUAUUAUUCUUCGAGAUGGGCUUUUCUUUUUGAUGGCAAAGUCCAGUAAUACCGAAGUCCAGACUACUUUGAAAAGUCUCCUCCUGUGUUUCCCUGCAGUGUUCACGAUCCCUCAAAUUCUCAGAUUAUAAUUUCAGAUCUGUAACGACGAGAGUAUGUCUUUACUUUCCACCAUUAAAUAAGUCUUUCAAUCUCUCCCACGACGCCUUAUUCAAUUAGCUCUUUUUGUAAAGUUCAGAUGAAAACCCUAAAAGACAUCUAUAAAUUAAACCGUCUUCUAAUUCUUCGGCUCAAGGUGUUUCCAGAGAAGAUCGUGUCUUUUUAUAACGCAACCUGCAACAAUGGUGGCUUACUAAACUUUGCAACAAUGGUGGCUUACCAAACUUUUUUCUUCACUGGAUUCUGGGAAACCCGAUAUCUCAACAAGGAAGGGGAACUGAUUGGAGUGGACAUGCUCCUUCUAGAUGAGAAGGUAACGCUUAUCCAAGGGUUUAUCGGUGAAAAUCUGCUUAACACUUUCCGACAUCUUCAAAUCAGAAAAAAUCCACCAUGGAGAAAUCGCAGCAGGUCUCGCGUGAUGUCACCAGGUUUCUUUGAUUCUGGGAGGCGCUAAAUGCGAAGAAAGGUCAAUCACUCUAUGAUUAUUGCAUCCUUUCAAUAGUUUUCUGUAUCGUUUGUCAUUGUUUACAACCUAUUCAAUUUUUAAAUUCAUUGCUCUUUCAAAACGAAACUUGAAAAUCUGUAACGCCUACGUACACUUUUAUGCAUCGAAUCUAUUGUGUGUCUUUAUGUGUUUGACAGGCUCGCAGUCCUCCUUCACGAGAAGUUAAUUAUAUUAGAUGUUGAUCCUAGGAUCAUCGUAGCCACUAGCAUUGUUCGUACGGGAUUCAGUUGAUCGGAAUGAUGAACUUCAAGAUGGGUGACUAAAGACGUUUUUAUUAGAAUCCGACAAAGGGUUACAAGAUUGAUGGGAAAUAAGGAGACAAGAUUUGAGGUCUAAGCAACAAGAUCAGAAUGAUCGUUUAGAAACCGUAGAUCUAGCCGCUUAGUGUGUAGGUUGUCCAAAAGUCCUUUGGCUCGUUGCCUCCUCCUCCCCUCUUAUAGUGCCUCUGUUCGUGAUGCCCUAAUCGCACUUAUCCUUUGGGCCCUGUCACCAAAGGCCGAGUAUGCGGGCCUUGGUGUUAUUUCGUCCAAGCCGAGUACAACUGAUCAUCUUAGCCGACUGGCUUAAAGUACUCUAGAGUCGAGCCGACGUCUUUAGCCGCUAAGCCGACUAAACUCAGUCGAAAUUGUCGGGCUGCGGCCUGUUAUUUGAUGGGCCUUGUGGAGGGAUGUAAUCCAUCUCCUACAAUAAGUCCCCCCCAGUUCACUUGUGAGCGGCUUGUCGGUCUCAGUGAAUUUGUGGGUCAGGUUCGUUCAUAUAACAGGACGUAAUGCCAGCGACAACUUGCUUUGCCAGUGUGUGAUUUUAGUCGCCUAUUAUAUCUAGUCGCACCGAGCUGCGUCUUUUCAUGAUGCGUUGUGUUUUACUCGGGAGGUAGAAUUCUCUGGUUUUAGAGCCCGAGCGGGAACUAAUGCCAGUGACAACUUGUUUUGCCAGCGUGUGAUUUUAGUCGCCUGUCGCGUCUAGUCGCUCCGAGCUGCGUCUUUUCAUGAAGCAUUGUAUUUUUACUCGGGAGGUAAAGUUCUCUGGUUUAGAGCCCGGGCGGUCUUCGGAUGAUUAAUUCUGUUGAGUCGGUUUAGACCAGAACCUGAGAUUAACUUCAGUCCGAUUUUCUGAAUUGAAAACCGGUUUGAGCGAGAAACUGGACCGUCGCGAGUAGGUUUCUGGGCAUUUAGGCGGCCUUUGAGGCCCAUUUAGGCCUUUGUAGACCUAAUGAUGGCGCUUCGAAGAAUGCGCCUCGUUUUUGCUAUAAAUAGGCUUCUUUCCUUCACUUUCGUCAUUCAUCUCUGCAAACUCAGGUAUUCCGCUUUCUCUCCCUUCUCUCUACUUUUACUUUCUCUCUCUAGGUACGUCUUUCUCCGCAUAGACUCCGUCGAUAUCGUCUGGCGUCUGUAGUCGUCCCCUAAAUCCGAAUCAUGUCCCUGAGAAGUCGUUUGUCGCGAGAAGAAAAAGGAAAAGGGGUCGCGGAUUCUCCGAGUCCGACCAGAGACGAGCAGGUGGCCGACAGCCCGCUGGAUGAUUUCGACUUGAUUCAUCGCGACGCUCUUCGGGAUUCAGACAACAUGACCCUAUCUUAACGCCUUUUGGUCGUUGACGCUCAUAAGAUGAUUCGUGAAGAAAGGGCAGGUCGCAUUGAAGUCGGGAACAGUGAAGGGGGUGGUAGCGGCUCUGAAGCAUCUAGCCAAGCCUCAGGGUUGUCGGGACGAUCUAGUCGGAAGAUUCCAUUCGAUCGGAUAGACUGCCGGCCGACGAUCUAUCAUCCUGGUGGGAUCUUCGAAGAAAUCGGGCCUCUCCCGUCCGAAUUGCUUCGUGACCCGCAGGCUCAGUCAUGGGAGAAUGUCUUCGAUUCUUGCUCCUCCCACAAGACGGUGAAGGACUUAUUGAGGUGAAGUGGAGGUGCCGGCGUCACAUACAUCAUUCCUUCUAGGGGACAGCGUCCUUGGUCGCCUCCGAUUGGCUAUCAGUGCGUCUAUGAGUCGUAUUUUGGGGACCAUACGAAACUCUGGUUUCCAAUUCCCCGACUGAUCACGUCGUACGCAUUUCGUCGGGACAUUGCCAUUUGUCAGUUGCUCAACGGGUCAUUGCGCACCGCGGUAAUGCUAAUGGUGAUGGCGGCGGAGAUAGACGUUUCGAUGAGUGUGAGAGUAUUCGAAGAGUUGACUUUCACGAAGGCGGAGCCACAUGGGAUAUUCUCGGUGAAGAUGCGCUCGGUCUACAAUGUAUUGUCAGGACACCCGAACAAGACGAAGGACUGGCAACGCUCGUACUUUUACGUUAAAUCUGACGAGCACGCCUUCGCAGAGCCUCCUGGGGACGACUACCGCGUUCUGUGGAACAAAGCACUUGGUAGAUAGUGUUUGUUGUCGCCACGCUCUAUUCGAGUAUCCUAACGGCGUGUGUUUUUUUUGUUAUUGCAGUUCGUCACCCGAAUACGAUCGCGUACCCGGAGAACUUCUUCGAGAGUGCCCAGGCGAUUGCGGCUCACAGUCAUCUCCGUUGGCCUGACCUUAGUAGAGAGUGGAUAAGACGUCAAGAAGCUCGGAUUGCUAGAGGUGAGUUCAUCGGUCUUUCUCCGAGAAGUUGUAGCAACACUUAGUCUCUCUUCUCCUCUUUUUAUUUACAGCUGAUUGGGAAUCGAAGCUCCCUGUCGUACUCGGACCCCGCAAGUCGCGUCUGUCUCUUUUCACUCGGAAGCAGCAGAAAAUUUUAGACGAAGCUAGGAAGAUGGACGGAGUACCGGAUUUGAGUGCUUUGUUGAGGGGGAAGCUGCAACUGCUUUCAAAGAAAUCGACUACUUCCGAUAUGCGAGGGGCGAGUAGUUCCGACGCAGGUCGGGCUUCCUCGGAAGGGACCCUUGGUUUGGUCGACAAAGACCUGGGUUCAGUUGACAAAGACGUUGGGGCGGAGCCUCCUGCUUCAAGUCUUAAGAAGAAAGCGACUACUACGGAUAUGCAAGGGGCGGCUAGUUCUGACGCAGGUCGAGCUUCCUUGGAAGGGACCCUUGGUUUAGUCGACAAAGACGUUGAGGCGGAGCCUUCUGCUUCAAGUCCUAAAAAGAGGAAGAGGAGCAAGAAAGCCAGGAGGAAAGCAGCCGAAGAGCUUCCUCUUGAAGAGAUGGCUUCUCUUGACGAAACCUCCGAAGGUUUGGAGGAGAGGAAGAGAGAGAGAGGGAGGAAGAGGCCUUUCGAAGCGGGUUCUGUCGAGGCUGACCGUUCCGAGGUUGCGCCUGAAGAUCGUCCCAGAAAGAAAAAGAAGAAGAAGUCCGUUGAGACUGAGCUGCGUCCUUCCGAUGCGGAGGUGGGCCUCGUCGAAGUUGUCGCGGGAGGAGACGUUUCCCUUGAGACCCCUUCCGCGGAGAGAGAGGUCUCAGCGCGGGGCGGUGAUCCUGUUGCGGAUGAUAGACCCAUUCCCGAUCCGUCCGCAAGAGCAAGGUCUCGUUCGGAGGGUUCUACUGCGAGGGGGAAGAAGAUAGAGUUCCCUGAUCGGGUCGAGUUUUUCUACAAUGAGACGACCCCCCUAAUCCUUAACCCUCUUAGGUGCGCGGAGCUGACGCGCCAGAUUCGUGGCGGGACGAAGGAGAUGCCACAGCUGGACGACCUGUACUUCAGGAACGAAUACAUAGACGCUGCUUCUUCGAGAGCUCGGGUAACUGCGCUAUCCUUCAUGCUUUACCUCAUCAUUCGAUCCAUCGGGUUUUACUCGUCUUACGUGGCUCAUGUUUGUCGUUUUGCAGAGUGAUGGGAGUAUGAACUUUCUCGUUGAGAAAUACGACAGCGCUCUGAAACAGACGAUGAUCCAGUUGGGAUCUUCAGAGAAGCUUGCCCAGACGCGGUUGAAGGUGAUCGAGAGAGUAAGGGCGGAGCAUAAGAAGGCCAACGAGAAGGCCGUAGAGGAGAAAGAGAUUCUUCGAGUAAAAUUCGAAGAACUGGAGGGCAAGCUUAAGUCUUCUAGCGCGGCGAGGAAAGAGCUCGUUCGAGAAAACAGUCACCUGGAGCAAACGGCUGCGAGUCUGGAGAAGGAGAAGGCAGAGAUAAUCGAAGAGAGAGAUGCUGCGGUGGACAAACUUGUCAGAGAGGGGCAGCGCUUGAGGGACUCCCGGCGUUUGGAGGUUACUCGAGAGAGGGAAAGAGUCGAGGCUGUCAUGGCUGAGAAGGCAAGUCGCCGUUUUGAUCGCGUGCGCGACCAUUUUACUCGUCUGGAGACUUAUGAGAAGGCGAAGAACCUGUAUGGUCAAGCUUUGGGAACGAAGAGGUUCCUCGAGGCCAUAAAGGCGAGUGGAACGGAGAUUCCCCAAGAAAUGAUCGAUGUCUUCGCCGAGCAGGAGAAACUUUAUGAGGCGGAGGUUAUGAAACUCCGAGUAGAGCCGCUGUCAGAUAGCGACCUUACUCUUUCUCCGUUGGUCCUCUCUUCCCGUUUUGUCGAGGACAGGUUCAGAACAUCAUUCGAUCCCUAUGGAUCGAACGUGAAUUCGAUCGGGCCAGAGACGGCUUCUCAGCUGGUGACCUCGCUUGAAGUUAUUGGGGAGCCGUCAGAGGAGCCACUUGUUGAUGUCACGUCUGUCCCUACCAAGCCUGUCAAGUCCCCGGUGGGAAGCGGUUUUGACGAGCGCCCAGAGGAAGAGAGAGAGACCGAGAUCGAGGAAGCGUCGCUGCCGCGUCCCGCUGAGGAGGAGACGACCUAUGAAGCUGGGGAUAUAGACGUUUCUUCACGUCCCGUUAUUGACUCUACCGUUUCCAUUCCUACUCGGGCGGAGGACCAGACUGUCGCCGUUGCCGAGGAUCGUGGCGACCAAGACUCUGUUCUUUGAUGUAUGACUUAUGUCUUUGUCCGUUGUGGUCUCGAUAGGCCCUGUUGUUGUAUGUUUAGACAUAUUUAUAUAUAUAUAUAUAAGCAAUCUUUUGAUUUUGCGAAUUGUGUUUCUCGUCUGUACUUGCAACUUUGGUCUUUGCAAAUAGACAAGGAAAUGAUCCGCGGGAGGUUUAUUCAGCUCUUGUUGCGUUUCGUUUGAGACGACGUUUAGACGCGUCGUUCUGUAUCGAGAACAAGGGGCUGGGUCUAAAAGUGGAAGGUUCUUUUGUCCGUUUCACUAUUGACAGUCGAGUAAUUGGGUAGCUAGUCCAUUACGCGUUUAGUCGAGGAAAGGUUGAAGAUUCACUCCGUUUAGUCGGUCAAUGCUCCUUAGGCAUAGGUGACCAGCGACUGUUGGGUUCUCAGGCUAAAUGUCUGAUCAGGACAUAGCCGGGAAAUGGAACGAUAUUGUCCGCGUGUCUCCUGCUGGAGACACGGGAGCCGUUGGGUUCGAUGACAGGCAUCCUCUCAGUGGAAGUUGAGACAAAGAACAAGAUUUUGACUUUGUUUUUGUUACAGCUGAACCUGUUUAAGGCUGCCUACGUACCUCGGUUGAGGAUCAAGCCAUUCGUAGUUCGUUUUUCCCGAGUAAAAGUGGCCGUGAGUGGCGCAUUUACUCGGUCGAGUAGAAGUGACCAUAGGGUGCAUCUACUCGGUUUUUUUUUGUUACAGCUGAACUUGUUUAAGGCUGCCUACGUACCUCGGUUGAGGAUCAAGCCAUUCGUAGUUCGUUUUUCCCGAGCAAAAGUGGCCGUGAGUGGCGCAUUUACUCGGUCGAGUAGAAGUGACCAUAGGGUGCAUCUACUCGGUUUUUUUUUUUGUUACAGCUGAACCUGUUUAAGGCUGCCUACGUACCUCGGUUGAGGAUCAAGCCAUUCGUAGUUCAUUUUUCCCGAGUAAAAGUGGCCGUGAGUGGCGCAUUUACUCGGUCGAGUAGAAGUGACCAUAAGGUGCAUCUACUCUGUUUUUUUUUUUUUUUUUUUUUUUUGGUGGCAAGACAUACUCCUAGGGGUAGAAGCGUCGUAGGUGCAUCGAGUUCCAUGAACGUGGGACUUCUUCGCCGCGCGACGUUUGGAGUCUGUAUACGCCAGGCUUGACGACUUUAAUGAUUUUGUAAGGUCCUUCCCACCUUGCGCCGAGUUUGCCGGCGUUUAACUCCUUAGUGUUUUCGAACACUUUGCGCAUGACGAGGUCGCCGAGUUCCAGAGGUCGGGCUCGAACCUUUUUGUUAUAGUAGCUUUCGAUCUGGUGUUGGUAAUUCUGGAUUCGCAGCAGAGCCUGGUCUCGUCGUUCUUCUAUCUCGUCGAGGGCAUCGAGUAGCAUCUCCUUGUUGAGCUCGACGUAUUGAGGCAUCUUGGAACGUCGAAGGCUUGAAACGUUAACUUCAGCAGGAGCCAUUGCUUCGACGCCGUAGGCGAGGGAGAAAGGUGUCGUUUUGGUCGAUCCUCGCGGGGUUGUGCGGUGGCUCCAUAGGACUCCGUCGAGUUCGUCGGCCCAGUGACCCUUUUUCAGGUCCAGACGCUUCUUAAUGCCAUCGAUGAUGAGUUUGUUUGAGGAUUCUGCCUGUCCGUUACCUUGCGGGUAGCGAGGGGUGGAGGGGCUUAGUCGAAUGUUCCACUUGCUACAGAACUCCUUGAAAUUACCUGACAUGAACUGCGAUCCGUUGUCGGUGACAAUUUCAUAAGGUAGACCAUGGCGGCAAAUGAUGUUUUUCCAGACGAAACCGCGGACUUCUUUGUCUGUGACUUGAGCGUAUGCUUCAGCUUCGAUCCAUUUAGUGAAGUAGUCGGUGAGGACCAGGAUGAAGCGUCUUUGGCGGGAACAAGGAAGCGGUCCUAUGAUAUCCAUCGCCCAUCGCAUGAACGGGUAAGGGGCGGUGGUUGUACGCAACAUCUCGGUUGGGCAAUGGAUGCUGGGGGCGUGUCGUUGGCACUUGUCGCAGCUUCUCGCGUAUGACUCGCAAUCAGCGUUCAUUGUCGGCCAAAAGAACCCUAAGCUCCUUACUUUGAUUGCUAACGCGCGUCCGCCCGAAUGAUUUCCGCCAGCGCCUUCAUGCGUCUCUGCCAUAACCCUUGCUGUCUCAUCGCCAUGGAUGCAUUUGAGGAGGACUUUACUCGCCGUCCAUCUGUGCAGUUCAUCGUCAAGAACGACGUAAUGGGCGCUGCGGGUUUUUAGCCGGCGGGCUGCCCAUUUUUCUGCUGGGAGUUCCCCCUUCGAGAGGUAGUCGAUGAACUCAGUUCUCCAAUCCGGGCCAAAUCCGUCGUCGUCUGGAGCAAUGGGCUCGACAACCUGGGCGAUGAGGGUUUUGUCGGUCAGAAUAUCGAUGCUUGGUUUCUCGAUACGAUGUAUCGGGAUUGUUCGUUUAACUUGGUCAUGAAGCUUGCUACCAAGGGCUGCGAGGGCGUCGGCGCAGAUGUUUUCGCCUCUGGGAACUUUGAUGAGUUCGAAGGACUCAAACUCUGCUGCUAGGCUUUGCACUAUUUUGAGAUAGGCGUCCAUUCGAUCGUUGCGGGCAUCGUAGUCGCCACUGAACUGAUUGGCGACUAACUGGGAGUCGCAAUAGGCGCUUAGUCGUUUAGCUUUUACGGCUUUUGCUAAGCGGAGUCCGGCGAUCAAAGAUUCGUAUUCUGCCUCGUUGUUUGAAGCGGGAAAGCCAAAGCUAAAAGACUGUCUGAUUAGCUCUCCGGUCGGAGACUGUAAUUAGACUCCGGCGCCUGCUCCUUUGUUGGUCGACGAUCCAUCGACGUGCAGCGUCCAGUUCAAACUUGGGAGUGCGAGAUCUUGUUCCAACUCAGGGGCCAGUUCGACCAAGAAGUCCGCAAGAACCUGUGACUUUGCUGCAGUGCGGUUCUUGUAGAUGAUAUCGAGCUCGCCAAGUUCAAUGGCCCACUUUGUGAGUCUUCCAGACCUGUUGGUGUUUUGGAGUAUCGUUCGGAGAGGCUGAUCAGUCAACACUUCUACCGAAUGCGAUUGGAAAUAGGGUCGAAGCUUUCUCGCUGCUUCGACGACUGCUAAGGCCAUCUUUUCCAGAGUCGGGUAUCGCGUUUCUGGCCCGGUCAUGCGCCGGCUCGUAUAGAAGAUGGGUUUUUGCUCGCCGCGGUCUUCCUUUAUCAGGACGCUGCUGACGGCAGCUUGUGAUACUGCGACAUAGAGAGACAGAACAUCACCGACGUCCGGCUUAGCGAGUACAGGAGGUGUUGUCAGGUAUUGCUUGAGUUGAGUAAAUGCCUCCUCGCACUUCUCGUCCCAAAUGAACUUCUUGUUUCCUCUCAGGAGAUCGUAGAAAGGCAAGCACUUGUCAGUGGAUCUGGCAAUGAACCGGUUUAGAGCGGCUAUUCUCCCCGUGAGUCGUUGUACUUCUCUAC
Brassica napus (rape) is the source of this 8899-nucleotide messenger RNA. RefSeq lists its product as uncharacterized. Lineage: Eukaryota; Viridiplantae; Streptophyta; Magnoliopsida; Brassicales; Brassicaceae. Bases 3411 to 4424 code for a protein of 337 amino acids. The transcript is spliced from 2 exons. The record is from RefSeq and is a predicted model, not a curated record.